UCGGCUCGGCUCGGCUCGGCUCGGCUCGCGCCGCGGGGCAGCGGGGCCAUGCGGUGCCGCGCGGGGGUCUCUGCCGCCCUCGGCGCCGCCCUCACCCUCCUCCUCCUCCUCCUCCGCUGCGACCCCGUCGCCGCGGCCGCGCUGCGCGGCAGCCCGAAGGGCGGCAACGAGAGACCCAUCAUCGGUAUUUUGUCACAGGAAUGCCACUUUAAGAAGUUCCACCAGUUUGGAAGUUCGUAUAUUGCUGCUUCGUAUGUUAAGUUUUUAGAAUCUGCUGGUGCCCGGGUUGUGCCAAUAAGAUUAAAUCUUGCAGAUGAAGAGUAUGAUAAACUAUUCCACUCUAUUAAUGGGGUACUUUUUCCAGGAGGUGGUGUGGAUCUUAGAACUUCAAAAUAUGCCAAGGUUGCUAAGAUCUUCUACCAGAAGGCAUUAGAGGCUAAUGAUAAAGGAGAUUAUUUUCCAGUAUGGGGAACAUGUCUUGGACACGAAGAGCUGACGUAUCUCACAAGUGGCGAAAUUUUGCUUGUUAAUACCAACACAGAUGGUUUUUCAUUCCCUCUGAACUUUACUUCAGCUGCAAAAAACAGUAGGUUAUUCAAGAAUUUCCCUGAUGAUAUAUUGCAUGCGUUUGCUACUGAGCCAUUGACAUCAAACUUUCAUAUGUGGAGCAUCUCCAUGCAGAAUUUCACAAAGAAUGAGAAGCUACGUAAUUUCUAUAAAGUUCUAACCACUAAUACAGCUGACAAACUGGAGUUUAUAUCUACCAUGGAAGCAUACAAAUACCCCAUUUAUGGUGUCCAGUGGCAUCCAGAGAAAAAUGCCUAUGAGUGGAAGAACUCAUCAGGCAUUCCACAUUCCCCAUUGGCUAUAAGAGCAGCAUAUUAUAUGGCUGACUUCCUCAUUAAUGAAGCCCGGAAGAACCUGCACAGCUUUCCCACUAAAGAUGAGGAAACAAAAGAGUUGAUUUAUAAUUACACUCCGACUUACACAGGACCAUUUUCUUCAUUUCAACAAGUCUACUUUUUUGAUUGAAUGUCUGUUCAAAGGUGCAGCAUUGCUAUUUGUAAAAGGAAUUAUUUGCCAGGGUUUCAUAAUUAAGCUGAUAUAGUACAGUGCAGCUUACAAUGAUUUGUCUUAUGUUUCUUUUGCACUAUUGGAUCAUUAAUCUAAAAAUUUACAUUCAGAAAGAUAAUAAUUGUCCUGAAUCAGACUUAGAUACAAGCUACAUUUUUUUUUUCUCCAGGGAAGCCAUUUUGAUUAUGCUUCUAUAUACUUUCCAAUAUAAAUUGGAAAAUAAUCAGGUUUAGUAAAAGGAAAAACAUUCUGUUUGUGUGUUUCAAAAUACAAGGUUUAUCUCUGUAAAGUGUUGUGGACUAUGAUAGCACUAGUGGUUUAGAUGUACUACUUAGUACUAUUCUGUUCUCUUAAAAUGAUUUAAUGUAAGAGACUUCUACUCUGGGCUUCCUGUAAGUUUGUAUGUAACCAAGUCUUGACUAAUUUGUCAUUUGAAAAAAACAAUAAAAUGGCAAGGAAGUAUUAUGGCAAACAGACAUAAAAAGGACAUGUUAUAUCCCAUUUGUGAAAUUUUCUACUUAUAUUCAACUUAUUCCAUAAGUUUUGGAGAGCUUAUAUCCUGUGAGGUCUAUGUGAGCAUAAGAAUGCAGUGUAAAUUACAUAUUGCGAAUACCAGAUAAAAUAAAUUUAGGAAGGCAUAAUUAAGUGCUAAUUCCACUUUCUACUCUUCUGAAAUCAAUUUCCUGAAUCCUCCAACAAUCUGUUUGAGAGUAGCUGAAGUCAGCAAACAGAUGUGAGAUGAAGACCUCUAUUUAUUUGUAUUAAAAGAAUGUCAACCUAACUUUUAACUGUGCCAGAAUUUGUACUCUAACUUGUCCUGUAGUUACUGGUUAGAAUUCUCACUUUGGUUGAGUCAUGACAGUUUGCCAUUGACUUAGGGGAGCCAAUGGUUUCCUUUUCAUCAUACAUUUUAAUGCAGCUGGAGUUCAAACAGCGGAUGAAUGUAUCUGAAAAAUCUGUUAAUGUUGACAUAAUGUGAUGAUAGCAAUUAUAUUCAGUACACGGUAGUGCCUUUUUUUGUUGUUUUUUUUUGUUGUUUUUUUUUUUUGUUUUUGCUCUGCUACAUGGUUAGUGACAGUUUUGUUCAGUGGCUUUGUGUGGAGUCCAAAAGGGAACUAAGAUGAGACAAUCGAAUAUAACUUUCCUAUAUUGCACAGCUUCCAAACUGUUAACAUCAGUGGAAAUUUGGAGUUUACAAAGAAUUCAGUUUGUACCUCAGCUGUCUGUUUGGCAGUACCUUGCACUCUGAAGUACCACAUCUGAAUAAAGCUGGUACAUUUCUCAGGUCAUUUAAGUAAAGGAUUCUGCUACUUACUCUGCAUAACCAAACAACUGCAAAUACAAUGAGAAUGUGAAAUGCAUUAAUUAAAAUAGUGUAAGUAUCAAAUAGCAUAGGGAAAAAUAGCUGUGACUACUGAAAAGAUACUACUGGGUAAUGACAGACUUUGACAUUCGAUAUUACAAAUUUCUGUGUUUGCCUGAUCAGCCAAAUUCAGUAAAUGGAACUCUUGUUUUUCAUAUAAGUGACUUUAUUGUAUUCACUGUGUUAGCUGGUUCCUGACUAGAAUCAGUGUAAAAAGAGGAUCAUGGUCUCCAGUUGCAUGUAGAUGUAGCAGCUAAGAUACGUAUGAACCACGGCCAGUCUUCCAUUUGUUACUUGGGUUAAGUUCAUCAGAAUAUCUCUGAAGAGUUUGCCUGAGUAAGGAGUGCAGAAAUUAACCUGAAUGUCCACUAACUGCAGUACUAGUAAUCGGUUCACAAGUGUGUAACUAUGAGGUGUGUAAUGUGAUGAGUGGGCAGUGCUUAUCAGCGCUAGUACAUUUAUCAUGAGUUUGUAUGCAUCUGUCCUUGGUACCCUUUGUUAUAAAGCCUUAUUUGAUGGGAUCGGUGAUUUUCUGUGAUACUUGAAAUAAAGUUUAUUCAAACGUA
Rhea pennata is the source of this 3003-nucleotide messenger RNA. It is a transcript of the gene GGH, whose product is annotated as gamma-glutamyl hydrolase. Bases 49 to 1032 code for a protein of 327 amino acids. The transcript has 9 exons. The record is from RefSeq and is a predicted model, not a curated record. Gene Ontology annotation, biological process: tetrahydrofolylpolyglutamate metabolic process. Lineage: Eukaryota; Metazoa; Chordata; Aves; Rheiformes; Rheidae. Gene Ontology annotation, molecular function: gamma-glutamyl-peptidase activity. Gene Ontology annotation, cellular component: vacuole.